AUGUCUCCUCCAGCGCCGAUCUCUAAGCUGGCUGGAUACUUUCACAUCAAACGACACACACCAAGCCUCACAGAUACCAUUGAAACAGAAGAGACAGAAGUGGAAAGAUCACCAUCCAUAUUUGUCGACCAAGUCGACAAGGCUAUGGAGGACGAAGUUUCCCGGGCCCUUGAACAGCUUCCAAGCAACUUCUCUUCGCGCCGAGAGAGCGCGGCUUCAGUACUCACCGUGUCGACCACUGCCACCAGCAUUGCGCUGCCUACACCCAACUCUCCCAGCUUUCGCAAAGAAAGCUGGCAACUUUACGAUGUUGUUGUCCGACUGAUCUUGACCCCCGCCGUGACCAUGUGA
Messenger RNA from Penicillium taxi, 351 nucleotides. RefSeq lists its product as uncharacterized. The coding region runs from base 1 to 351 and encodes 116 amino acids. Lineage: Eukaryota; Fungi; Ascomycota; Eurotiomycetes; Eurotiales; Aspergillaceae. The record is from RefSeq and is a predicted model, not a curated record. The transcript has a single exon.